CCUCCUGCCGGCCUCAGUCCUGCCGCCAUGUUUCCACACGGUCACAUUUGACAGCGGGACCAGCGCAGAGCGUCGGCAGCCAUGGCUAAAAGUGAUGGAAGCGACUUCUUCAGAAGAACCAGCCUCUUCUGGAUUGUCUCCGUGACUCUUGCGGUUGCAUAUUUUACUUGCAUCGUUUUCGCCCCAGAGAUAAUCCCAUAUGAUUACCUCGGUCCAUACGGCACCUUCUGCAGAUACCUUGUGGACAACCACGCUGCCGUGUUGUACAAAGGGUGGUGGGCGACCUGGGCUAUUCAUCUCUUUGAGGCCCUCAUUUCGUUGAGGGUGUGCAGUAACAAAGGAGUCACCAACACGUCCACUCGCUGCCUGUGGUUUUUCCAGACCUUCCUCUUCGGCUUUGCCUCCCUCAGCCUCCUCCUCAAGCACGACCCCAAGCGUAGCAAACACCACUGACACCAGCACCAUGAGCAACAACAACAACAACAACAACAAAACAACUGAAUCUAGAGAAUCAGUCACUUCCCGGUGAUUUUUCUUCUUCUUCCACUGUUUGUAAUAGGGAAAUCUUUGGAGAAAAUACCUGAGCCUCUUCUAUACACUGUUUACUUUAAUAAAAAAAUUAUUAAUCUUUAACAUAUCAGUGAUGGAAACACUAGAGAUGUUUACAGGUGUUCCUAUGACAGACCGACGCCUUCACUUCAUUCCAUACAUUUUUCAGAACAAUAAGCUAGAGAAGGCCUGUUUUUACUAAUAAUAUUUUAGCAUCCGACUUCUCCUGAUGAAUCCGAGGACAAUUUUAGUGCAAUACACGAGGGAAACAGUGGCAGGAAGGACAUGUUUUUUCAGCUGCUACAGGACCAAGAUGAGUUCAGAUGGGUCGGUUUCACUAUCAAAAUAAGCACAGGUGCCUUUUUUUUCAUGCUGCCAUGUGUUCAACAACAUGCUGGAAGUCUGAAAGUUAACACAGAACAAUAAAGUGACUUACAAAUGGGA
Mugil cephalus (flathead mullet) is the source of this 993-nucleotide messenger RNA. It is a transcript of the gene tmem254, whose product is annotated as transmembrane protein 254. Lineage: Eukaryota; Metazoa; Chordata; Actinopteri; Mugiliformes; Mugilidae. The transcript is spliced from 4 exons. Bases 82 to 453 code for a protein of 123 amino acids. The record is from RefSeq and is a predicted model, not a curated record.